Messenger RNA from Pochonia chlamydosporia 170, 426 nucleotides. RefSeq lists its product as hypothetical. The coding region runs from base 1 to 426 and encodes 141 amino acids. The record is from RefSeq and is a predicted model, not a curated record. The transcript has a single exon. NCBI's taxonomy places the organism in Eukaryota, Fungi, Ascomycota, Sordariomycetes, Hypocreales, Clavicipitaceae.
AUGACCCACCGAACCUACAUCACACCUCGAGCGGGAAUGGACAACACCGCUUCAGCGGCCGUAGAUAGGAAACUGAACAUUGUCGAGCCGCUCUUUAUCCUCGGGCACAUAUCCCAGGCCCUAACCCAACACAUUAUCACCUACGUGGGCAUUGCCUCCUUUGUUGCUAUCGCAUUAGCCAAAUGCGCGACCGCCGGGUUCUUGCUAAAGACGCUCCACUCGGCGGAUCGGUCAUUACAACGGCUAGCCGCGAUGGAGAGCGGCAACCUAUACCGCUACCUCAUGCGUAGUACCGAGUUCCGACUCAUCACGCUGGCGCUCGUCGGCAUCGAGCGCGCCACAGAUACCAAUUUGGGCACCGACCAUAGUCUCACGACCUAUCGCAAUAUUGUUGCUGUGCAAGGUGUACUCACAGUCUGGGGGUAA